CCCGUGCAAAGCUUAGGCACAUUUUGCCAAGGUUAACCUCAAUAGCUGAACGACUUUGUCGAUGAGCUUUGCAGUCUGGUACACUUCUACCAGAGUCACUUGAACUCCGCGAUUCAUUCGCAAGAGUAGUCAGGCCCUACUUCCUCGCGAAUAGCAUCGGUAAAGAUCAUACUGGGGGAGCGCAGGGAUUGACCAAACGAGAAUGUCUGCCCCCUGUACCACGUAUCGUUCAGAGACCUCAGUGAAGCCCAAUACUGGAUCGAACGAGACCGAAGGCCAGGUUCAAGUGUAAGGCCCAUCCAUUGGCCUAGGUGUAACUGGAACAUAAGAAAGAGGCAUGAUGAGCGAGGACUCAAACGGUGAAUCCACCUUUGAGAUUGUGGACGGGAAGGGAACUAGUCAGGAUGAAGUGUCUUCACUCGUUCAACUGGCGAACGCACAGACUGUUCCUCCACAGCUUCCUGCACCAGGGAACACUUUUCUGAUGGGUAGCCCUGCCCCAAUGAUGCAGAAUCCUCCAGCCUUUGAAAACAAUCCAGGGAUGUCCCCAGUUGCCAUGGGAACACAACCUGAUGCCUUUGUUCCAGCUCCUCCAAUGCAUAUCUCUCCUUCCUAUCAAUAUGCUGCCAGCCAUGGUGAUCAGCUUGAUACAGACCUCCACCUUGAGACCAUUCCAGACAUCUUGAAGUCGGUUCCAGAGAUCUUCCUGACCUUGGAUCGGUCCAGGCAAGCUUCGCAGACAUGGAUCUACAGGAUGGUCCACAAUUGUCUCCCCAAAAAUCAUGAAGGCAAUUCAUUAGAAGUUUCUGAACCUGAAGAGAUUCAUUGGGGGACCUAUGACUACUUAGAUAUGCUGAAACAGGCCAUUAGAGACGCCUUCGCCCCAGAAGGAUCUGAGAUGAUCGAAGGAAGUCUGUUGGCAUUCAAAGAGAGACUGCACGAAGUCAUUGAAAAUUAUGGAAGUCAUAUUGAACACUAG
Darwinula stevensoni is the source of this 979-nucleotide messenger RNA. NCBI's taxonomy places the organism in Eukaryota, Metazoa, Arthropoda, Ostracoda, Podocopida, Darwinulidae. The record is from the annotation of a GenBank genome assembly.